AUGUUCAACGAUCCGGCUGUGGAGAUUCAGGAGCUCACCGUGCUGAUUAAGAACGAGAUCACGGCGCUGAAUUCGGCUCUCUCCGAUUUGCAAACCAUUCAGAACAUGGACAUGGCUGAAGGAAGUUACUCGCAGGAUAGGAUUGUGCAUUCAACCGCGGUUUGUGAUGACUUGAAGAGCAAACUCAUGGGAGCCACGAAGCAUCUUCAAGAUGUCUUAACUGCUAGGACAGAGUUUCUUGUGUUUAGAAGAAUAUGGUUGAACAAGGUUGAGGAAGGAUCUGAUAGUGUACGCCAAGUUGGCAACUCUGAGUUUCAUUUCAUUCGUAGUCAGUAUGAAACGCCGUUUUAUGUUUUUGCCGCAGCGGCAGUUGCUACCUGGGACGGGUGGCACUUGACAGUGACUGAUAUCAGCAAGGCUGCUGUGGUUACUGACAUCCAAGCAUCACAUUUCAAGUUCUUAAGUCGGCUGGUCCUUGGUUGA
Messenger RNA from Sphenostylis stenocarpa, 483 nucleotides. The record is from the annotation of a GenBank genome assembly. NCBI's taxonomy places the organism in Eukaryota, Viridiplantae, Streptophyta, Magnoliopsida, Fabales, Fabaceae.